AUUUGGAUCCGCCGAUUUAGGCAACCUUCUUUUUGCUCUUACAUUUUGGAAAACGCAAGCAGACCCACAGAUUCAGGGUUUAUCCACCUUUUAUCUUUCGCCGAGAUUCAACAAUGGCUGAUGUCGAACCAGAGGUUGCCGCGGCGGGAGUGCCGAAGAAGAGAACGUUCAAGAAGUUCGCCUUCAGAGGAGUUGACCUCGAUGCUCUUCUAGACAUGUCUACUGAUGAUCUUGUCAAGCUCUUCCCUGCCCGUAUUCGCAGAAGGUUCUCGAGAGGAUUGACGAGAAAGCCUAUGGCUUUAAUUAAGAAACUCCGUAAGGCGAAAAGAGAAGCACCGGCUGGUGAGAAGCCAGAACCAGUGAGAACCCACUUGAGGAACAUGAUCAUUGUGCCUGAAAUGAUUGGUAGCAUCAUCGGUGUGUACAAUGGAAAGACUUUCAACCAAGUUGAGAUCAAGCCUGAGAUGAUUGGACACUACCUUGCUGAGUUCUCUAUCUCAUACAAGCCAGUCAAGCAUGGUAGGCCUGGUGUUGGUGCUACCCACUCCUCCAGGUUCAUCCCUCUCAAGUGAAGACCUUACAGAAUCUGUGUCCUUCUCUUUUUUCCCUAGCUAUGCAUUUAUAGGGUCCUCUAUAUUUCUGUUUUUGGACCACUUUUGUCUGCACCUCUUCUGUUUGGCUACUCUGCUGCAUCUCACUCUCCUUUAUAUGUGCCUCAACUCUUGUUUCAAUUAAAGAAGACUCGAAAUUUUUUUGGAAAA
Molecule: messenger RNA, 761 nt
Organism: Capsella rubella
Lineage: Eukaryota; Viridiplantae; Streptophyta; Magnoliopsida; Brassicales; Brassicaceae
Product: 40S ribosomal protein S15-4
Exons: 4
Coding region: 114-572 (152 amino acids)
Biological process (GO): translation; ribosomal small subunit assembly
Cellular component (GO): cytosolic small ribosomal subunit; ribosome
Molecular function (GO): RNA binding; structural constituent of ribosome
Source: RefSeq, a predicted model, not a curated record